This is a messenger RNA of Lytechinus pictus (painted urchin), 2844 nucleotides long. RefSeq lists its product as uncharacterized. The record is from RefSeq and is a predicted model, not a curated record. The transcript is spliced from 6 exons. NCBI's taxonomy places the organism in Eukaryota, Metazoa, Echinodermata, Echinoidea, Temnopleuroida, Toxopneustidae. Bases 81 to 974 code for a protein of 297 amino acids.
CAAAUCUAAUUUCAGAAAAAGGGGCAAGAGAAGUACCGCAUCGCAAAGAAAAGAAGAGAUGUGGCGAGUUAUUACGAGUUAUGACGAGUUUAUAUCGAGCUUCUUACGAGUUAUUGCGAGUACUGCGAGUAUAUGACGAGUUUAGCAUCAAAUACAUAGCUGUGACAUCGGAAUCCAGGACAUUCAAGAUGGCCAAUCUAUUACUCUGGAUGAUUUCUGUUACCACAAUUGCUACUUCUUCUGGUCACACUAUUGACAGGAUCAGUGGUCCGUGUUCUCUAUGUCCAGAAGGAGCUCCCGGUCCCCGUGGACCACAUGGAGACAUUGGCCUGCCGGGAAGAGACGGUCGUGAUGGGAGGGACGCUCCGUGUAAUGGCCAACAAUCAGGAAUGCCGAGUGGUGGUCAUACAGUAAUCAAUAGUAGUGGAGCUGUGUAUAUAAGAUGGGGUAGAGAUGUUUGUGUUGAUGGAUCAGAACUGGUUUAUGCUGGUACUGCAGCAGGAGCACACUACUCACAUACAGGAAGUGGUUCUAACUAUCUAUGUAUGCCACCUGACCCUAUUUAUGAUGAACAUAAGUCUGGUGGAAAUCGUGGUCUGCUUUACUCUGCCGAAUAUGAUACCAUCACAGCCAUCAGUCGUCUCCAUGGUAUCCACGACCACACACCAAAAUGUGCAGUCUGUAGGGCGCCCUCAGGACGAUCUACCAAAUUGAUGAUCCCUGCGCGGAACGAGUGCCCUUCUGACGAGUGGCGCCUGGAGUAUAGUGGUUACCUCAUGUCAGCCUAUCAUGGCCACAAACGUACUGAGUUCGUUUGUUUCGAUCAUGACAUGGAAGCAGAGCCUGGUACAGCUGGAAACGAAGAUGGGGCUCUCUUCUACAUGGUAACAGGUACAUGUGUGGCCGGAAGUGGGCUUCCUUGUGGACCCUAUAUUGACGGUCAGGAACUCACUUGCGCUUUGUGUACGAUUUAGAAAUUGUUAAGAUCGAGUGAUGAUAAUUAUAGUGCGUACUUUGAAUUAUAUCUGUGUAGUGUAGUUCAUCUAUUGAAACAUGUAGUGGACAAAAGGAAUUCCCGAAGGAAUACAUGUUAAAUUUGAAGUAGCUAGGACUUAGUUGCACCCACUGUUUCUUUGUCCAGCGUGCCAUUGACAGAUAAUUUUAAGAAACCUUGAUUCUUUUGGGUUUUUAGGUUGUUAACCUGUAUACAGCGAGGGAGAAUAUUGCCCACCCCGACCCCCUACUUUUUUAGUGUUUUCAAUGGCAAAUUCUAUGUUUUAGCUACACAUAAAGAAAAACAUCCUCAGGCUUGACCUUUUUGUUGCCUCCCACAAUUUUGUCGCAUACAAUGUUUUCUAAUUUCAUAAUUAUCAUUAGCUCCCAUAAUGCUUGCCUCAAAAAAAAUUAUUGCAUACAGUUAUGUAACUUUCAUUAACAAAGAUGAUUGCAGAUUGAGCUAUAGGAACCAUUAUUCAGUGUCUCCUGUCUUAAUAUCUCAGAGGGAGUUAGGAUUGUAAUAGAGUAUUUGGUUCAGAAUAAUGUAAAGAUAAUACCUCUGUGACAUUUGCUCUACUGGCGGCCGUACGGCAAGUCGAAAACAGCCGUAACAUUUUUGUACCAGCUCCAUAUUAUGGGUUUGAAUAAAAAUGAAUAAAACGGCUGUUUUUGACUCGCCGUAUGGCCGCCGUAGAGUAAAUGUGACCGAGGUAUAAGGCUUAGGGUGUAGGUUUUAUGUUUGGCAUAACGUGCAGAUUUUCCAUCUGAAGAAUUGAAAGUUGACAGUAUAGAACUUACUCGAGGAUCAGACAAUGUCCGGUCAACAUUAUAGUUACGUAAUAAUAUUGGUUGAAUUUUAUCCAUCUACAACUCCUUGAGUAGUGACGGUAUACUAGUAGUAGAUAUAAUUAUGAUGAUCUGGGGUUAUUUCAUCAAAGUUGCCAGCACCGACAGGUUAUCGAUAAUGAAACAAUUUACUUUUUUAAGGAUGUUUUAUUAUAUUCUCUCAAAUAAAAAUAAACAUUCACAUUCAAUAAGCAAGUUGUACAAACUAUUUCAAACAUGAUUAUAAAUUAUACAAUAAAUCCAUAACAAUUAUAAUUAUACAAAUUAUACACCAAACUUCAAAUAUACUAGAAAUUAAUACUAAUGCAUUUCAGCAAUUACAAAAUGAAAUAUUAUCAAGAUGUAUGAAGUGAUAAGAGAGAAAAAAGAUAAAAAGUGUUGUUCUACCUCCCAACCACCCCGUCCCCAGGUUAGGAGCACCCUCCCCUUUUUAUGUCUAUACUCUACAUGGAAGGGACUACAAUUCUCCGUAUUGAUUUUUUUUUCUGUGUACUUUUGUGUGGUUUUGUCUCUCGUUGUAUAUAUACGUUUGCCUCACUCUCCCUACGUUAUUUAUAGGGAGAGUGAGGUUUAGACAUACCAACAUAUUUAUUUAUUGCGCCAUUGUUCAAAACAAAAAUAAAUGUCUAUCAAUUCGAAUAUUGCUAUCCCUUCCAUGUAGAACAUUUACUAUAGUAAUAAUCGAUGGUAACCGUCAGACACCUGUGCUUCUCAGCCAAUAAAAAACAUGCAAAGUUUCGUUAUGAGACGACAGAUAUUGAUGAACGCCCCCAGGUCUUCAAUGUCUUCAUGAUGUAAACCCAGCAAUAUAAACACUUUUCUUUGAAUAUUUUUCUGGUAGAAAAUUCUUCAGAACGAUUGAAAGCACGUUUUAUGUUCUUUAUAUAUGUCAUAGUGGUCUAUUGAAAAAGACAACGCCAGAAAAAAGGUGUAUACUGUUAUUUCCAUUUUAUUCAGCCUGUUCAAAGUUUACAAAUUACAAAAAUUUCUGUUCAAAGGUUG